GGGCUGUCCCGCCCCUACGCUGUUAUAAUUGUAAUCAGCCAGGUCACCUUGCGAAAGAUUGUCCGAAAUCUCGAACUCAGGGCGGGCCCGCCAGUCCUUCCCAAAUCCCGUUGGCUGCUCCAACCGGUGCAGGACAGGGGAGGGUGGCCACGGUGAUGGAUACCGGGGCAACGGAAAUGGUGACCCCUGCGGCCACCGAGAUAGGGCCCGAUGAAUACAUGGCUGCGGCGAUGUUCGAACCCGGGACCAUCGGAGUGAUACGUCACGUCCAACGGAUUACCAAGGAAAGCGACCUCGGGCCGUGGCGACCAGGGUUCGAAGACCUUGCGGCACCUGGUCCUGAAUACAAGGAUGGCCAUAUCGACGUAUUGGAUGCCUUGAAGGCUCUGGAUCUUCGGAUCCCCGUGGCAGCAGUUCAAGAAGCCCCGGCGCCGGUCACACUCACCCAGGUUCGGGCUUUUCUAGGGCUGGCAUCCUAUUACCGACGCUUCAUCAAGGGGUUCGCCAGUAUAGCGAAGCCCCUCACGAACCUGCUGAAGAAAGAGGAACAGCUGAUCUGGACACCGGAAUGCGAAGCGGCGUCUCAGGGGUUGAAGGAGGCCUUGACAUCUGCUCCUGUGUUGGCGCGUCCCGACCCGACAAGACCGUUCACACUGUACACCGACUUGCAGCCUCAGGCGAUAUCGGCGGUGCUGACUCAGCAYGGGGCGGACGGAAWGGAACACGUCAUUGAGUAUGCGUCCAAGACGCUGAGCCAGGCGCAGGCUAAUUACGAAGCGUGCAAAGGCGAAUGCCUGGCGGUGGUGUGGGGGAUUCAGCAUUUCCGACCGUAUCUUUACGGCCAGAAAUUCGUGCUGGAGCAAGAACUGCUCGAGCACUUCCAGUCGCCCAUCUCGGACGCUCUUCUCCGGAACCGGUUCAAUAAUGAUCGGCAGCUGCGCUUCGACAUUCAGCAAGUGAACGUGUCGGCUCCUAGCGUUGCUGACUUGGCGGUGUACUCGCUCCUCGCGCAGCGGGUAACGUACGCGGGCGUCUAUGUGGACAUAUCGCCCGUGCCUGGUCAGGAAUCCACUCGAGUGUUCAUCGAGUUCCGAGCCAUCCAGGUGGCUAUGAACUUUGUGCACAGCAUCGCUACUUUCACCGGGGAUUUAACCGUCUUGCCCGGGCACGAUCGGGAGCCGGCAUACAGUUUCUUGCGCGAUUACACCCUCCAGGUGGUGAGAUCGGUGGCGCGAGUGCAGGCGAGGGGCACUCAUCGCUUCACCGCAUGCGAAGGACUUCUGCAGCGGACUCCGGAGGGAGCACUUGCAUUGGUGCCGCAGCUUCCCGCGCUCCUUCCUCCCGCCGAGCCCCUCAACAUCCAAGUUCUCCCCUAUCCUAUGCGCAACUUCCCCGAGUACCUGGUGGAGUUGACGCACGUGGAGCAGUUGCCGCCCGCUGACAAGGACGCGUGGGAGCUGCAUCGGGCGCUGUAUUCGUCGGUGGUGCUGGGCAUGUUUACCUUUUUCGUGGAGCACGAAGUUCAUAACGUCAACGAGUUCCUCCACGUAUACUACGUGAUUGCCAAGCCGAAGCCGGAGCGGAAGGAGGGAACAGUGGUGCUUUACCCUUUUGGGAGGAUCGGAACGAAUCGCCCGGGGCUCUUACAACUCAUUUACAUUGAGUUGCUGUCCAUCGCGCAGGUAAUCGCCGCAGAAGAAGAAGACUUGCAGCUCAGACUCCGGACCGCCUCAGCCCCAUGCAAAGCGUAUAACGCGGCGGUAAUACCUGACUACCUGGCACGUGAGGGGGAGUCCGUGGUGGACUUCGGGCACGAAGAUAAGCCGCUGCGGCCUCCAUCAUCGUAUCCAAAGCCGGCGGGUCUGAAGGCACCGGGAAAGAGAACCGUCCCGAAGCGGCGACGAAGUCCAUCGUCGGAAGCUCAGGCCAGUCGAGUGGGGCCUGUCGAGGAGGUCGUCCAGCCUGCGCCGGUGCACGAAGUCGAUCCGGUUCGCGAGAGAAGAGCCACACUCAUCAUGGGGCCCCGACUGAGGGAGGACUGCCCCGCCGAAGAACCGCGGAGAUCCACAGGCCAUCGGGAGUCGACACCUCAGCGGCCCCGCCUCCCCGAUCUCAAUAGCCAUGCAGCCGGGCCAUCAGGCGCAGGGGGGGGAUUGGGACGAGUUCCAUAUCCCGCAUCCAGACCCUUCCUCCUUGGAGGACCAUUUCGAUUUCGCCAGCCCGCCCGGGAUACCCCGGUCAUUGACAUUAGCAGUUCCCCGAGCCGGACGGUCCAUCAAACCGACGUGGAUCACAUGGUGGAACUGGCCACCAUCCGACUUGAGGCCAUCGAGGGGGCACCGCGUCCUGAUCCGGCAUGGGAGGCGUUCUUGCAGCCUCCAUUCGACGGAUGUAUAGCGGCAAGGUUGGUGGGCACGCUCAUCUAUGAGACCGGCGGGCGGCCCAACAUUAUGUACCAUAUCCUGGUCUUCGCGGCGGUUAAGCGGGAGUGGAGGCCAUACACGGAGACCCAUCUGGUGCUGACGGGUCCGAGAAAUCGGCCGCUGCGACGACGAAUCAUUCGGGCGAUCGCYGAUCUCGCGCCMCGGGUCCUCUCACAUGUGCCGGGGGCCUUCCUCUACCCCUCCUUUGUCCAGCACCACUUCAAUGAAGUGGAMGUGCCAGCCAACUUGGCYGCGCUCGCGGCRUUUCUCCCUCCUCUYCCYCCCCCUCUCAAYCCGGAGAUUGAUUACUUCCUAUGAUCAUCUCCACCACCACCACCUCUUUCUUUUUCUUCUUCUUUUCCGGAUCUAAAGCUCGCGCGAUGAUA
Molecule: messenger RNA, 2809 nt
Organism: Chara braunii
Lineage: Eukaryota; Viridiplantae; Streptophyta; Charophyceae; Charales; Characeae
Source: the annotation of a GenBank genome assembly